Molecule: messenger RNA, 1475 nt
Organism: Echinops telfairi (small Madagascar hedgehog)
Lineage: Eukaryota; Metazoa; Chordata; Mammalia; Afrosoricida; Tenrecidae
Gene: RTN1
Product: reticulon 1
Exons: 7
Coding region: 79-705 (208 amino acids)
Biological process (GO): endoplasmic reticulum tubular network formation; neuron differentiation; brain development
Cellular component (GO): neuron projection; postsynaptic density
Source: RefSeq, a predicted model, not a curated record
GCAGCCGCGCGGCCACCGCGAGCGAGCCCCGCGCAGGACCGCCCGAGUGCCCCGAGGAAGGCUCCCUGAGCCCGCAGGAUGCAGGCCACGGCCGAUUCCACCAAGAUGGACUGUGUGUGGAGCAACUGGAGGAGUCAGGCGAUCGACCUGCUGUACUGGCGCGACAUCAAGCAGACGGGGAUCGUGUUCGGGAGCUUCCUGCUGCUGCUCUUCUCGCUGACCCAGUUCAGCGUCGUCAGCGUCGUGGCCUACCUGGCCCUCGCCGCGCUCUCCGCCACCAUCAGUUUCCGCAUCUACAAGUCGGUCCUACAAGCCGUGCAGAAGACCGACGAGGGCCACCCUUUCAAGACCUACCUGGAGCUAGAGAUCACCCUUUCUCAGGAGCAGAUUCAGAAGUACACGGACUGCCUGCAGUUCUACGUGAACAACAUGCUGAAAGAGCUCAGGAGGCUCUUCCUCGUCCAGGACCUGGUGGAUUCCUUAAAAUUUGCAGUGCUGAUGUGGCUCCUGACGUACGUGGGCGCUCUCUUCAAUGGCCUGACCCUGCUGCUCAUGGCUGUGGUUUCAAUGUUUACUCUACCUGUAGUGUAUGUUAAACACCAGGCACAGAUUGACCAAUAUCUGGGACUUGUGAGGAAUCACAUAAAUGCGAUUGUGGCAAAGAUUCAGGCUAAAAUCCCGGGCGCAAAAAGGCACACCGAGUAAACGGAUAUCCCCUGGGCUCUGGACGCUAAGAGGAAUGUCUGCAGCAGUGACAGCGCUGUUUCACUUGGUACUGCACAUUAAUUGUCCCUCUCCGCUCCCCCACCCCCCAGUACCAUCAUUUUAGAGACAAACUGUAAAACAGCUGUUUUUAGGCUGUUUCUGUGCCCUUAGGAUAUUUGAGUCAUUUGUGUCAAGCACUAAAGUAUAGAGACAAGUGUAUUAGAUGUGGUUUUUAUUUUGUGUUGCUUAAAAAAAAAAGGUGCAUGAUGGUGAGAGCCCAAGACCCCCCCUCCUCCUUUGGUGUUCUUCUCCUUCUCUGCGAUGCUUCUGUAGCUUCUAACGUUCCCUGUGCUAGGCUUUUCCUGAGUGCAUUGAUGCAAUAGUGGAAAUUGCUUCUAUGUCUCUGGGUUGCUGGUUGGAUUACUCUUUAAUAACAAUAUAUAUAGACUUGUAGGCUGAUGUUCUAGUGUUUUUCCAACACACACGGUGUAAAAGUAAAAACCAUCGCCCGUACUCAUGGUUAUCAGUUUUGUAUAACUUAAAUAAAGAAUGAAAUCAAUUAACAAACCACAAACAGACACACAGUACUUCUGUCGUAUGGGAGCGACAGGCUGGCUGACAUGUAUGGUGACUGAAAGCGUGCCAGCACGUUAACUUUAUUACGAUGUGUAUUACUUUCUCUGUAGUUCCUAAUGGACUAAAUCAUGGACUCUGGAUAUUUGCACUUAUGUACUUGAUACUGAAUGCAUAAAUAAAUGUCACUAAAUGUA